Molecule: messenger RNA, 1411 nt
Organism: Rubroshorea leprosula
Lineage: Eukaryota; Viridiplantae; Streptophyta; Magnoliopsida; Malvales; Dipterocarpaceae
Source: the annotation of a GenBank genome assembly
UUAUGAUUAAAACGUAUUUAAUUUUUAAUAUCAAAACGUUUUUACAUUUCUCAAAAAAAGAAGUACCAUUUUUCUUAUUGGAAUGGGCUUUGUUCUUCUAAGUGGCCCAAACUAUAGUUCCUGGGCCGGAUCGUGUCCUCCUGAGGAAAUAGAUAAAUGGAUGGCAACAGCUACUGGCGCCAGUAAACUAGCAAGGCAGAUAGGAGCUGCAGUGAAGCAAGCAGCAUCCAAGGGGAUAGGAUGGUACGGGCCUCACAUGGCUGCUGCCUCGAGGGCCAUAUCUGAAAGAAUCCCAAUGGUCGAUCUCCUCCUUGAAGUCAGAGAUGCCAGGAUUCCUUUGACAUCGGAGUAUGACCUCUUGAGAAAUUACCCUUCAUCCGCUCGGCGAGUUAUCGUCCUGAACAAGAUGGACUUGGCUAAUAGAUCCCAACUAAAGGAGUGGAUGAAGUACUUUGAGCAACAAAACUGCAUUUCUUAUGGAGUCAAUUCCCAUAACAAGGACAAUGUCAAGGAGUUUCUCAACUUUUUACAAGCUCGAGUCAGGGAUCUAAAGAAAAAUAAUCAUUCUAAUGAUACCAUAACAGUAUUGCUACUCGGAAUUCCUAACGUUGGUAAAUCAGCGCUUGCCAAUUCUAUGCAUCAAAUUGGGAGGAUUAGUGCUGCAGAGAAAGGAAAGUUGAGGCAUGCAACAGUGAGUCCACAUCCAGGAGAGACAAAAAAUAUCAGCAGCUUGAAAAUUGCUAGUCACCCUAGUAUAUACGUUUUGGACACUCCUGGUAUUUUGCCUCCUGAGAUUCAUGAUGUUGAAGCCUGCUCCAAAUUAGCCUUAACAGGAGCAAUUAGAGACAGUUUGAUUGGAGAAAUGGAGCUUGCUCAAUAUUUUCUUGCUAUUCUCAACUUGAGCGAUCAAUACAAGAAAUGGGCAAAGUUAGCCACCGUCAGUAGUGAAGUGUCAUUCAUAGAGCAUAAAGAAGAGCAUUCAAGUAGCUCAGUGUUGGAAAUGAAACAAAAAAGACAAUUUCCUACGGAUCAUACACAGGAUUCUAUAGUGCGUGAUGUCCGUUGGACUCUCUUUGAAACAAUCUCAUGUUUUGAUGGUCACCUUGAACGGGAAGAGGAUUUGGAAAGACUUAUUGAGGCACAGUUCACAUCCUUGAGGACACCACUUCAUGCACCUUUAGAAUUAGGUCAGGAUGCUGAGAGCAAAAUUGCGGCUAAGUUACUGAAUCUGUAUCGUACUGGGAGGCUGGGGCAUUAUACUCUAGAUUCUGUUCCUACAAACACCUUGUGAUCCACUGUCAAAUAAAUUGUCUUUAAGUUGCAUGUGUUCAACUGUUUGCCCACUUUUUUGUUCAUUCAAGGCAAUAUUACAGUUCUUUUUUUCCUGAAAGGCAGCAAAAUUACAAUUCUG